UGAAACAUUCGGCUACUACGUGCGUCCAGUCAGAGAGUUUGUUUUGAAAUGGGGAAGUCAAGUUUUGUAACAACCCAAUAGGAGGAAGGAAAACAGCAGCUUCACAUUACAGUUGGUCGAAUCACCAGAUUUCUUUUACAAAUCUAUAAGAAUGCAACUAGCCAGCUAAGCAACUAGUUAGUUAGGUAGCGGUCGAAAUUUAAGCAAUUGUUACCUGGAGGAAAAUGGGGGAGGGUUUAGUAUUUUCUUGUAUUUAGUCCAGUGGAGGGUCAUGUAAUUUGUAAUCGAUUUAUAUGUCAAUAUUUGUCAGCAUUUUGGAAUGUACGUGUUGAAUUCGGCUAUGUAACUUUGGUGUACAACCCUGCUCUCUCUCGUUCUCCUCGCUGAACUCGGCUGGGUGGGCACUUAGCUUUCCAUCGGCUUUUCGAUCAGACCCUCUCUGUGCUUGGUGUAUCAGAACGUGGGCAUGUAGAGUAUCUGGUGAAUCAAAUGGUGCUUGUAGUGAUGACGUAGGGAGCUAGCGCACAAUAAGAACGACGGUAGAAAUGCUGCAUUCAAAACAACUGGGAACUCAGAAAUCUCAGACUUCGGUGCAUUCAAGACAACUCGGGAAAAGGGGGAGCUCCGAAUGGGGAAAAUAGUUUUGAAAGGUCAUCCAACUCCGAAUUCAAAGUCGGAAACUCAGGAAUCUUGCUAGAGUUCUGACUUUCCGACCUGAAGAUCACUGACAUUAUUUGCCUUCUUUUGUGUGUGUGUAUUGAGUUCCCAGUUGUCUUGAAAGCGCCAAAAAACUCUGGUGUAUCACAACAACACGCAUGGCGUUGCACAAUUAUGGAAGGACCACAGCUCGUGAAACAUGUAUCUUCACGACAAUGUACAGGUUUCUUUGCGGUCUCUGUCCGCUGAAGAGAGUCUAGAAAAGUGUAAUAGAAUUUUGGAGUUGAAUGGAGAUGGUACCUCAAUGUGGAAAAACGUGACGGGAUAAAAUCAGGUGGCAGUAACUGAACGAGUCAACUCUUCAAAAGACAGACAACUAGUUUUCUGAACGGCGUGUGAGAUAGAUUUCCUUCCACACAGCAACAAUGGCAGCCUCCAACACCAAUGUGAUACGGGUGCGAUUGUAUUUUGAUUACCCGCCGCCCUCGGUAUCCGACUGUCGCAUGUGCUGGGUCCUCGUGGAUCUGAACAAAUGCCGGGUGGUAGCAGACAUAGCCAGCGUGAUCAGGGAAAAGUUCGACUUCAGUCGCAGGAGCAUUUUGAGUCUGUUCAUUGAAGACUGCUACCUGCCGCACACAGAGAGCAUCUACGUAGUCCGAGAUAACGACAGCAUCAGAGUGAAGGUGGACACCCUAACCCUUUCCAAUGGAAGUCAGUCGAACACAUCUGUUGUGAAGUCCAAGAAGAGGAGGAGAGAUGCUGAGGAGGAGGAGGAGCCCACCCAGAACCGAGUGAGUGAAGAGUGGAGGAAGAAGAAGAAGAAGAAGAAGAAGGAGAGUCAGGAGGCCGAUUCCAACCCGGCUGCGGUUGAAGAGAGGAGGAAAGAAGACAAGCAGAAACAGAAGAAGAAGAAAAAGAAAGAUAAGGUGGCGACCAAAACCACUGCCUCGUCCACAGGACCCUCUCCCACCUCGUCCACAGGACCCUCUCCCACCUCGUCCACAGGACCCUCUCCCACCUCGUCCACAGGACCCUCUCCCACCUCGUCUACAGGACCCUCUCCCACCAUAGUCAAAGCGGACCUAAACACCAAGAAGGCUCCAGCAGCCACAGCUGUAUCUGUUAACGGUAAAGCCACAGCAAAGACCCCGAAUGGGGAAACGGACGACUCUUCUGAUUCCAGUGAAAGUAGUGAGGAGGAGGCCCCCAGUAAAACCCCCAUGCAGAAACUACCCCCAAAUCACACUCUGCUAGCUCUACACCCCCUGUCACAUCUAAAGCCACCCCUGUAG
Oncorhynchus tshawytscha (Chinook salmon) is the source of this 1949-nucleotide messenger RNA. RefSeq names its product coilin p80. NCBI's taxonomy places the organism in Eukaryota, Metazoa, Chordata, Actinopteri, Salmoniformes, Salmonidae. Gene Ontology annotation, biological process: spliceosomal snRNP assembly. Bases 1083 to 1949 code for a protein of 288 amino acids. The transcript has 3 exons. Gene Ontology annotation, molecular function: U2 snRNA binding; U1 snRNA binding. The record is from RefSeq and is a predicted model, not a curated record. Gene Ontology annotation, cellular component: Cajal body.